Cladophialophora carrionii CBS 160.54 is the source of this 1022-nucleotide messenger RNA. RefSeq lists its product as uncharacterized. The transcript has a single exon. NCBI's taxonomy places the organism in Eukaryota, Fungi, Ascomycota, Eurotiomycetes, Chaetothyriales, Herpotrichiellaceae. The record is from RefSeq and is a predicted model, not a curated record. The annotation marks the transcript as partial.
GUUCCUCAGACGACGAAUACCAGGCAGCAAAGGUGCGCAGAGUGCGGAUUCAGGCUAUUGAGAAACUCGACAAAGACCUACUUGUCGCAAAGAAGAACAAUUUGAUCGGUUCCUCCGACGAGGGUUAUCAGAAAGCGGAGCGCCGAAGGCGGACACGAUGCAAGCAUAAGAAUCGGAGGUGGCGAGCCGAUCGAGACCGCAUUGUCGCAAAAGAGAAUGGCUUGAUCCGAUCGUCUGAUGAAGAUUAUCAGAAGGCGAAAGAGCGGCACAAGAGGACAAGAGAAAAUCUCAGGGUAGCGGAUAGGAAAAGAGCCGCACGCGAGGUAGAAAUCCUGAGGCAACCUGAUCACCCAGAUUACGACAAAAUUGUCGCAAAACGCAAGGCUCAUAGCGAAAACGCCGUCAAAUACACCAGAGUUAUGCUUGAUGCUGAAACAGAAGUCCUUGCAGAUCCCGCUCACCCAGAUUACGACAAAGCUGUCUCGGCGCGCGGGAAGAGGUAUGCAAGGACAACUGCUCGGAGAAGAGAAGUGCGCAAACACGAUGUAGAAGUCCUUGCAGAUCCCGAUCACCCAGAUUACGACAAAACCGUCGCAAAGCGCAAGGCUACGAGCGAGCUGAGGGCUGAGGGCGCACAACGACUGAAGAAACGCGAAGCAGCAAUACUUGAUGAUUCCGAUCAUUCCGACUACGACACAAUCCUCGCGCGGAAGGAGCGCAGGCGUGAGUCGGUUCGAAAGUAUUCAAAAAAAGUCCGCGCACACGAAGCAGAAGUCCUUGCGGAUCCCAGCCAUCCAGAGUACGAGGAGAUCCUUGCAAAACGCGAAUCUAAACUGGCAAAAGAAAGGGAACGAGGCGCCAAGAACCGGAGCAAGAAGCCGAAAAGAAAGACUCGUGCCAAAGGAAGUCCUGGUGAGGCCACUCUAGAAGACAUGGAUGUCUCAAUGAAGGAAAAUCAGCUGCCACAGAAGAGUCUGAAAGACGUGAUACCAGAUUCCGAAUGUUCGGAAUAUGAGGACUGA